Arabis nemorensis is the source of this 627-nucleotide messenger RNA. Lineage: Eukaryota; Viridiplantae; Streptophyta; Magnoliopsida; Brassicales; Brassicaceae. The record is from the annotation of a GenBank genome assembly.
AUGGAGUCGAUUUAUCCGGUGACGAAUAAUCAAUCCCGGCGUAAACAGAAGAAGAAACCACCACCGUCUCGAUUAUCGUUACAGAAAUGGAGAUCGGAGAAACAACAACAGAUUUACUCGACGAAUAUCAUUCAAUCUCUGAGAAAACUCCGGAUUAACGACGCCGAAAAAACGGAUCCAUCGCCGUCUCUUCCUCGCCGCGACGGAGGAAAAGCCGUACGAGACGCCGCUUAUAGAUCAUUGGCGGUUACGGCGAGAGGCAAAACACUCUGGAGCAGAGCUAUAUUAUCUAAAUCCGUCAAACUCAGUUUCAGGAAACGAAACCGGUCGAGGAUUGGAUCAAUAACCGGGAAUAACCGGUUAAGGAAAAACCGAGCGACGGUUUUGACGAAAGGUUUACCAGUUGUACAGAGGAAAGUGAAAUUGCUUAGCCGGUUAAUUCCCGGUUGCCGGAAACAAUCGUUCCCGGUGGUUUUAGAAGAAACCACUGAUUAUAUUGUUGCGAUGGAGAUGCAAAUUCGAGCUUUGAAUGCAAUUAUCUCCGUCGUUGGCUCCGGUUCAAGCUCGACGGCGGCGCCACCGCCGGAUAUGGGUCAUGGUAGGGAAGAUACACAUAUGUUCGGUUAG